CAAAUUUCACAUAUACCCCAAACUGUGAAGUCUCCAGCACAGCUUGACAGACCGUAGUUUCUUCUUUCAAGCCUCAUCGACUGCAAACACUUUUCACCUGUACUGUACGGAGUACCACUCCAUACAUGACUGCACUUUGCCGACAGACCAUCAUGUCGAGACACAUCUACAAUCCCUCGACUGCUACGGGGUCGAGGCAUAUCGCCAGACGCGGCACCAGCACCGCCUUCAGUAGCUCUGCAAAUCCAGAUGAAGACUGGACCAAGAUCUCCGACUUGGCUGAGCGCAGACGGAUACAAAACCGCAUUGCUCAACGGAACUACCGCAAGAAGCUCAAGAGACGCCUUGAAGAUCUCGAGAGACGCACCGAAUCGUCUUCCGUAUCACCACCUCAGAUGCACGCAGAACCACACCAACAAGAGCGGGAGAAUGUCCAGCAAUACAAGAGCCCAGAAGUUGUACACAGACAACCAUCUCCCGGGAAUUUGCAAAACCAGUACACGCCCCCAAUGGCGAACGCUCCAAUGUUUUCCCACAGUUUUGAGCGCGAAGGAUUAAGAACACCUCCUCUUUUCGCCUACCACCAGUACCCAGCUCCAGAAGAGAUCGUCUACCCACCGUACCCUCAAUCACAACCAUGCCACCCUAUCUCGAACGCUAGUGACCAUCAUGACUACCUCACCCCAUUCCCAGUCACUCUACCAUCACUGAUGCACUUUCACGAGGGCAUCAAGCCGGGAGACAAUACACUGAGCCCGUUCAGUCUCAGCUACCAAGGGCUGCCACCCAUGGACUCCCCUCAAUCCCACGGCUACGACAACUCCCAUAUUCAUACUCCUUCUCUCAGUUCAGAAUCCGAUAUUGACUCUAUCGACGGUACGAAAAUGUGACGAGAAGACUUCAAUUCUUGUUUCGGGAACGCGGAAGUAGACACUUGAAUUUGUCAAGAUUUAAUGGAUUUCUAUAUUUUAUCAUAAUCAAUUGGCGUUUACUAAAACAAAUAACCAA
This is a messenger RNA of Hyaloscypha bicolor E, 1008 nucleotides long. RefSeq lists its product as uncharacterized. Gene Ontology annotation, biological process: regulation of DNA-templated transcription. Gene Ontology annotation, molecular function: DNA-binding transcription factor activity. The transcript is spliced from 3 exons. The coding region runs from base 153 to 890 and encodes 245 amino acids. Lineage: Eukaryota; Fungi; Ascomycota; Leotiomycetes; Helotiales; Hyaloscyphaceae. The record is from RefSeq and is a predicted model, not a curated record.